Gasterosteus aculeatus aculeatus (three-spined stickleback) is the source of this 1657-nucleotide messenger RNA. The record is from RefSeq and is a predicted model, not a curated record. Lineage: Eukaryota; Metazoa; Chordata; Actinopteri; Perciformes; Gasterosteidae.
GCAUCAGAGUGAUGGUUGAGUGGAAGUUUUUAAAGCCAUGAGGCCCCCAGAGCAACAAAUACUAGCUCAUCAUCCAACCUCAAACCUUCCCCUUUCCUGUUCAAUAGAGAGCUCGACGUGAGAAUGAGCUUCCUGAGUGUCUUUGUGCUGUGACGGACCGUCAGGUUCCCUUCUCAUUUCACCACAGGAUGAACAUCUUCAUCAUCUUCACUAUUCCUCUCAGCUGCCUCCUCCACCGGAGCCACAGUUUCGAGGUGAUUCAGCCUCAGAAUCGGACCGUAAACCCUGACGGGUCCGUCUCCAUCAGCUGUGAACACACGGCCAACGUCGGCUCAGUCGAAGAUGUUCGACUCAACGCCAUAUCAGAAACAGACAGACAUAAACCUACAGUGCUCUGCCAGAAGGGGAGGAAGGACUGUAAGAACAUCACCAUGCUCCAAGAGAAUCCCCAGAAAUGGCUGUUCAUCAUGCUCAACAUCGGGCCAGAGGCCAUGACUGUGAAAUAUCAGUGUGAGUUCACAGUGAAUGAAGACGACAUCCACAAAACCAGGAUGGGAACGCCGAGCGAACUGCUGCCGAGUACGUUCAACGCUCUGCACGAAGCGGCCUGCUUGGCUCAGCCUUCACCUUCUUCUCGUCCUCCGUCUCCGUCUCUGUCUCUUGAGAUCUUCUGGAUUGCGAUUGGUCUGCUGGCUCUGAUGUUCCUGUACAGCUGUGUCAUCCCCUCCUUCUACAUCAGACUGAGGUGCAGCAACGGAGAAGCUGGGAACACCACCUACGUAGAAAUGAGGAAAGCUCCUCGGCCAAGGAAUCCACCUCUGUGACUCCUCUUGGUCCACCAGCGGCCUCGUGCUCAAUGUGUCAAUGUGGCGUCAGGAGGACAUUGGGUUGUUUGCUGCAAAUUAUUAUUAUUGAUUUUAGCAUGUUGACCCACAUUUUAUUAGCAGUCAAUAAUCACAUGCACCUGGCGGGACGUAAUCGGUUACAGGGAGCGCUGGUACUGAAGCAACUGGCCAACAGGAUAACAGGACCUCCCCUCCCCAAUCAUCACAGCUACUAUUAAGGAACAUGAAGCACGGCACGAGCAGAGAAAAACGAGAGGAAGGAAACAAGCAGAGGACAGAAAAUGCAGAGGUCGAGCAGAGCAGGGUGCGAUCAGGCUAAAGAGGAACAGGACGGAACUGGACACCACACAGAGGAACUGAAAGGAGCCUCGAGUUCGAGUCUCGCCCAAAGUUGGCGAGACUGGAAUCUUGUUGACAUCUCUAGUUUUCUUGUUAUAUUUUACUUUUGAGCCCAAUUUUAGGUUGUGCUAAACUUCCAGAUUUCAAAGGCAAAGGAUUUAAGAAAUACAUUUCUUCAUAUAAAUGACUGAUUAAGUCAUCUUUAAACAUAUAAACUGUACUUUAUACUUCAAGUAAUAACAAUGUCUGGAAAUCUGAAUUGAGACUUAAAUCCAUUUGUAUAACGUUAAAGAGUACUUGUGUAGUUGUUGGACUUGUCAGGAGGUUGCAUCACAUGUUGACAGGUGAAAUUCUGUCUCCUCACAGAGUUUGCAUCAUGUUUAAUUUAGAUCAUGUGUUCACAUUGGAAGAAGGACGAUAACACCUGACUGGAAUGAUCCCUCUGACAAUAAACAGUUCGCAAUCAUCUGACA